Messenger RNA from Paramecium sonneborni, 4381 nucleotides. The record is from the annotation of a GenBank genome assembly. Lineage: Eukaryota; Ciliophora; Oligohymenophorea; Peniculida; Parameciidae.
AUGAAAAUUUUGUGGGCAAUAUUAAUUGUAUUGCCAAUAGUCUUUAGUCAGUAUAUUGUGGUGUCUCCAUCUACAGCAUGUAAAUGCAAAUAAUUUUUGAAUGAAAAAGGAUGCAAUAAUAAUACACUUGGAUAAUGUUAUUGGAAUAAUAAAAACAAUGUUUGUCAAUAAGCUUAGUGUGGAAAUAUAAAAACAUAAAAUGAAUGUUUAAUAUCGAAAAAACAUUGUUAUUGGAAUGGUCAAAUCUGUAGUCCUUUUACUUUAUGUGCUAACUUGACUUCUUAAAUAGGGUUAAUCUGUCCAGAAUAAAAUAUUUCAUGUUAUGGAUUUAAUACUAACUAAUGCUAGAGUAUAGCAUCAUUACCAGGUUGUUUCACAUAUUAGAUAGGAACUUGUGGUUAAUAGGGUGGUUAUUUAGGAUCUGAUGGUUUAUGCACUUGGAAUGAUUAAGAAUAAUAAUGUGUUGUUGCCACUAACUGUAACUAACUUUUAGAUUAAUAGGUUUGUAAUAAAUAUAUACAAAAUGCUUGUGUUUGGGAUGAUGUAAAUGGUGGUUGUAAUUAAGCUACAUGCAAUCAAUUUUAAUAAUAAAAUUGUAAAUUUAUUGUUGCUUCUUUGGAUCCCAAUCAAGUUUAUCCUUGUUUUUAUUUGUAUAAUAAUUGUUAAUUAGCUACAUCCUAAUUAUUCUAAACAUAAGAUUAAUGUUAAACAAAUACAUUAUUAAAUUAUAGAUGGAUAGGAAAUGACAAAUAAGGAAUUUGUGUGAGUUGUUCUUAAUAAUUAAUUUAACCUGCCAAUAGAUGUAGUUGUGAACAAUUCAUGUAUGAAGCAGAAUGUAUCUUAACUGAAUAUUGUGAUUGGACUUAAAAUUCAUGUUAAGAUAUUUCAUGCGAUAAAAUUACUAAUUAACUAUAAUGUAGUACAAAUAAAAACUGUUAUUGGAAUUUAUCACUAUAAAAUUGCUUAUUCUUUUCCAGUUGUUAACAAUUACAAGGCUUGAAUACUUUAGCUUGUAUGGCUUAAUCAAUAAAUUGUCCAAAUGAAAGCUAUUAAAAUUGUUAAGCAUCCUAAGUUUAUUGUAACUAGCUAAAUUAAUAUUCUUGUGAUGGAUAUGUAACAGGUGAUGGAAUAUGUUAUUUUAAUGAAUUAAAUUAGGUUUGCUAAAAUCUACAAUCUUGUCUUUAUAUAAUUGAUGAAAAUAUAUGUAAUUAAAUUAAAAAGUUUUGUUUUUGGUCAACAACUUAAAAAAAAUGUUUACAAUAAACUUGUUCAAAUAUUUAGACAUAAAAAGAUUGUACUUAUGUUUAUAAAGAGUUGAAUGAGUCAGAUGUUUAAAUUUGUUAAUGGAUAAAUAAUAAAUGUUUAAAUGCUAAAAAUAUUCUAACUCUAAAUGAAACUGAUUGUAUGUUAAAUUCUCAAUUUACUUAUAUGUAUACAGGUACAAAAUGUGUUAAAUGCUUAUAAACAACUCUUAUAUUGCCUCAGUAAUGUUCUUGCACAUAGUUAUAUUUACAAUAAGAUUGUUUAGCUAAUCCUAUUUGUUAUUGGUAUGGCUAAGCCUGUCAGUUAUUAAGUUGCUUAGCAAUAACUACUUAAGAUUUAUGCAUUUAAAAUAAUCUCUGUUAAUGGACAGAAUAUGGUUGUUCUGACUUUUAAACUUGUCUUGGAUUAGCAGGAGCCACUCCUAAAGAUUGUAUCGCUUAAUCUAUCAACUGUCCUUAUUCUGAUGGAGUUAAAUGUUAAAAUAAAUACUUUUAUUCUCCAUGUCAAAAUUAUAACACAGUUGCUACCUGCACAAAUCAAUUAGGAAGUGAUGGUCUUUGUAUAUGGAAUACCACAUCUAAUUCUUGUUAAAUUUUAAUAAAAUGUGAUUAAAUAUUAAGGGAGGCCAAUUGUGGCAUCUAUGAAUAUGUAUGUAAUUGGUCUAAUGACUAAUGUAAUUAAUCUACAUGCAGUACUUUUAAAACUCCAGAAUAAUGCAAAUAUUAUUAUCUAUCCCUUAAUUCAUUUACUCCUAUUGGAUGCAAAUGGAAUAUUAAGACAAGUGUUUGUGAGUAAGUUGCAUCCACUUUUUUAUCUUAUAAUAGUGCUAAUUGUUAUUUAAAUACAGCAAAAACUGCUCGAUGGAGUUAAGCAUAAAAUUAAUCAGGAGUAUGCAUUAGUUGUGGUGUUAAGUAUUUACCUAACCCUUACAAAUGUAGUUGUUAAUAACUGAUAUCAUCAAUAAAUUGUAUUUAAAAUGAAUUAUGUUUUUGGGAUCCAAUAUUAAAAUUGUGUGAGGAAUAUUCAUGUACAUAAUUGACAGAAAACUUAUGUGUUAGUAGUAUGAAAUGUAUGUGGUCAUCUAGUGGUUGUAUAGAAUUUACUUCAUGUAGUCAAUUAAAAGGAGAAUCAAUGGAUGAGUGUUUAUCAUAAACUUUAUUUUGUCCUUUUAAUGCUUCAGUAAAAGGUUGUUCAAGUUUGAAAGAUUAACCAUAAUGUGAAGAUUAUAAAACAUAAGAUGCUUGUAUAAAUUUAUAGGGCACCAAAAAACAAGUGUGCAGUUGGAAUUACUAAUAUAAUAGAUGUACAAUAUUAGAAUCAUGUAAUUAAUUAUAUUAAUAAAUAAAUUGUGAAUAACAUGCUCUAUAUUGUGCAUGGGUUUCUAGUUCAUAUUAUGGUAACUGUCAAAAUAGAACAUGUAAUAAUUAUAAAACAAGAUAUUCUUGUACAUAUGUCUUAAGCUUAACAGAUCCAUAAAAGAUAUAAUCAUGUUAAUGGUUGAAUGGUAGAUGCCAACCUAUGAUUAUAUAAUAAGCAGUUGAUGCAAACACAUGUUUUACAAACUCAGAUGGAACAAGUCGUUGGAGUACAGACUCAUUAACAUAAGGUUUUUGUGUAACAUGUAAUGUGCCAUCAUAUGCUACUUAAUAUUAAAAUAAGUGCGCAUGUUCAUAAAUACUUAAUUAAAGUGAAUGUUUACAUCCUUUUUGUUAAUGGACAAAUAAUUAAUGUAUUCAAAAUAGUUGUAGUAAUAUUAAAAAUUAAUUUGAAUGUUCUCAAUAAAAAUAAUGUUAUUGGAAAAUGAGUAGUAAUGCAUGUUAUUCAAUAACAUUAUCAUUAAAUUUCUGUACAACAUUAAAAGGAAAUUCAUCUUUAGAAUGUUUAGCUUAAAGUGUUAAUUGUCCAGGUACUUUGAAUGGAUUCUGUUAAGAUAGCUCAAAUUUAUAAGCCUGUAGUAGUAUUACAACUUAAGCAGCAUGUGCAAAUAGUAUUGGAUAAGAAGGCUAUUGUAGAUAUUAAAAUUAAGCUUGUAAUGUGAUAACUAAUUGUUCUUAGAUUAAAUCUUAUAAUUAUUGUAUUGGAUUCUAACAUUUCUGUUUUUGGAAUUUGGAAUUUAAUUAAUGUGCUAGUAUUACUUGUUCUAAUAUAUCAGAUAAAGAGAAUUGUACUUACAUUUUUUAAAGCAUGAAUAGUUCUUCUAUAUCUAUGUGUGAAUGGAAUUAAGAAAUAUCUAUAUGUCAAAAUGCCUCUUUAACUAAUUUGAAUAAUAAAGACCCUGAAACUUGUUAUUUUGAAACUGGAGGUACCUAUCAUUGGUCUAAUAAUCAAAAAAAAGGAUAUUGUAUUUCAUGUUCUUUAGACCUCAUUUAAUUACCUCAUACUUGUUCAUGCGAUUAAUUAACUAAUGUUGAAUGUUUGGCUGCAAAACCUAAAUGUAAAUUGAGUGAUUCAGGUAGUUGUAUAAAGAAUCAAUGCAAAGACAUUUUUGAUUAAAAUAAUUGCUCUACUUUACCAUCAUGUAUGUGGUCUAAUUAAGGAUGUACAGAAUUCACAUCUUGUACUAAUCUUUAAGGAACCACUACUUUUGAUUGCUUAGCUUAAUCUAUUAAUUGUCCAGGAAUAAUAAACCAAACAUGUUAAUCUAAAUCCUCAUUAAGUUCUUGUAGUUCUAAUUAAACACCAAAUCAAUGUACUAUAGGAACUGCAUCUCCAGAUGGAUUUUGUUACUGGGAUAACAAUACUGGCUGUUAAUAGUUAAUAAAUUGUGAUUCAAUAUCUCAACUAACACAAUGUAAUGCACUUUAUAGGAUAUGUACAUGGAGUUCUUAUUUUAAUAAAUGUGUGCCUUUUAAAUGUUAAGACUAUAAGAAUUAAGAUUAAUGCACUUAUGUGAUUGUAAAUUUCAAAGAUUCCUAUGUAGAAUUAUGUUAAUGGUAGAAUAAAGUUUGUCAAUAAUUUACUGAUAAAUACUAUAGAUUUGAUGAAUAAACUUGUUAUUAAAAUUCUGGACAUACUUAUAGAUGGGUUUAAGAUGAGGAUCAUGGAUCUAAAUGUUAAGAAUGUUAUUCAUCAUUAUUGAUAGCAUUUACAAUUGCCUUAUAUUUAAUUGGCUUUUGAG